Molecule: messenger RNA, 678 nt
Organism: Gloeophyllum trabeum ATCC 11539
Lineage: Eukaryota; Fungi; Basidiomycota; Agaricomycetes; Gloeophyllales; Gloeophyllaceae
Exons: 2
Coding region: 1-678 (225 amino acids)
Source: RefSeq, a predicted model, not a curated record
AUGCUCCAGUGGAACGGCAACUACCACCUUACCUUCACCAGUGGAGGUGACGUCCAGAUUUAUCACUGCGCCAGCCUCACCGAUUGCCAUUCACCUGCGCUUAAAUCCGUCUUCACUCCCAGUGACCAUACUUACAAGACCUGUGGGCACCCGAGGUGCACGCCGUCAACAACAACUGGUACAUCUUCUUCGCCGCGCAGGACUCCAAGGAUAAUUCGGACAAUCAGAAUCUUCACAUCCAAAGUCAGCGGGAUAAGUGCAUGGGCAAUUGGUGGGACGGUGUUCACCUUGAACAACCAGCUCUACAUGGUCUACUCGGGUUGGCCAGAAGGUGACACGAGCACUCUGAACCAGCACCUGUUCAUUACGCAGUUGAGCAAUGACGCCAGCGGCAAUCCAACCGUCGGUGACCACUAUGUAGAUGGUAACGCCCAGUAUGAUUGGGAAACCUUCGCAGACUUGGGAGGAGCUAGGCACGCUAUCAAUGAAGGACCGGCAUGGCUCCAGAGGAACAACUUCCAAGGCAUCCUCUUCUCGGGUUGCGCUAGUUGGGCUUCUUGCCACUCGAUCGGCGUGCUGCAGUUUACGGGGUCGGACCCCAUGGCGACGAGUUCAUGGACGAAAUGGGCAGAUCGGUUUUGGCAGAGCAAUCCCAAUGGCCCGUGCGUUGUUCAAUGA